Drosophila sechellia is the source of this 3448-nucleotide messenger RNA. RefSeq names its product dihydroxyacetone phosphate acyltransferase (gene Gnpat). Gene Ontology annotation, molecular function: glycerol-3-phosphate O-acyltransferase activity; glycerone-phosphate O-acyltransferase activity. The record is from RefSeq and is a predicted model, not a curated record. The transcript is spliced from 3 exons. Gene Ontology annotation, biological process: phospholipid biosynthetic process; fatty acid metabolic process; ether lipid biosynthetic process. NCBI's taxonomy places the organism in Eukaryota, Metazoa, Arthropoda, Insecta, Diptera, Drosophilidae. The coding region runs from base 16 to 2187 and encodes 723 amino acids. Gene Ontology annotation, cellular component: peroxisomal membrane; mitochondrial membrane; peroxisome.
GUGAAGCGCAGCGCGAUGGAUAGAAAUCCCGUGAGGCAGUCGUCAUCCGGCGCCGGAGCAAGUGAAUCCAGUGAACAGGAGGACCAGAAGACGCCCAGUGCGGCCGAGUAUAUGAGGAACUUCAAGAACAUCAUAGCGCCGGGCAACGAGGCCUCCAUGACCAGGGAGUUCAAUCCGCAGGUGGCAUACGAAUUCGAAAAGUAUCUCAAUCCGCAGAAGCUCAAGCAGCACGUCCUCAAAAGCGAGAAGCUGCGCUCCAUUCUGGAGCACUAUGCCCAAGAGUCGGGCAAGCCGUUGAAACAGAUGGAGCGCCAGGCCAGGGCGAUCAUUGAGGAAAUCGGCCUGGAGCGGAAUAUGGCCAUCAUUCGGUGGUGCGGCAUUGCCAUCACGGCGAUCGGCAAGCGGAUCUGCGACGGGUUCUAUGUCAAUUCGGCCAGCAUGGCCAAUGUGCGCAAGGAUAUGGGCAAGUGCCCGGUGCUCUACCUGCCCAGUCAUCGCAGCUACAUGGACUUCAUCCUGAUGUCCUACAUCUGCUACUACUACGACAUCGAGAUACCAGGAAUAGCCGCCGGCAUGGAUUUCCACUCCAUGUUCGGAAUGGGCACCAUGUUGAGGAAAACAGGAGCGUUCUUCAUGCGCCGCAGCUUCUCCAACGAUGAGCUAUACUGGGACAUUUUCCGGGAGUACAUGUACGCGCUGGUGGCCAACUAUCACAUCGGCGUGGAGUUCUUCAUCGAGGGCACGCGCUCCAGGAAUUUCAAAGCCCUGGUGCCCAAAAUUGGACUCCUCUCGAUGGCUCUGUUGCCAUAUUUCACCGGCGAAGUGCCGGAUGUGAUGAUUGUGCCAGUGAGUGUGGCCUACGAGCGCGUCCUGGAGGAGCAACUGUUCGUCUAUGAGCUGUUGGGUGUGCCCAAGCCCAAGGAGUCGACAAAGGGAUUUUUCAAGGCGCUAAAAAUCAUCGACGAGCGAUUUGGCAAGAUGUUCCUCGACUUCGGAGAGCCCAUCUCGGUCAAGGAGUUCUUCGGACACGACAGUGCGCAACGGAUGCAGCGGGCGGGCGUAGGUGGUCACUUGCAGAAGCUGAACCGCCAGGAGGUGGAACUAGUCAAACAGCUGGCCAAUGAGAUUAUCUAUCAGCAGCAGCGUCGCAUUGUGAUCUCCACGUUCAAUCUGCUCAGCCUCUACUACGCCAGUCAGUUGUAUGCCCAAAAGAGUGUCACUCUGGACGAGCUAGCACGGGGUGUUCUGCAUCUGAAGCGAAUCUUCGAGCAGCUGGGCGCCCAUGUCAGCACGACUCCGAGCAGCAUUAAGGCGGAUGUGAUUGACGCCGUGGAGAUACACUCAAAUAUUUUACAUUUCGCGACUGGGCGACUGCAGUUUACGCCCAUGGCAGCCAAGCAACUGGCGGAGCAGAUCGAUGUUAAGCGCCUGAAAGCCCAUGCCCUGUGUCCACAGACCAUGGCGGUGGCUGUGCCCAUGCUGGCACUGCAGCUCUACAUUAAUCCCUGCAUGUUCUGGCUGGCCAGACCCGCCUACCUGCUGCUGGCAGCGCUCAAGGAGCAGAGGAAUCAGCAGAACCAAUCGACGGACAUCUCGUACGAUGCCAGCUUGUGUGCCCUGCAUGCCCACGUGACCACCAUGGACGCGCUUUUCCAGCACGAGUUCAUCAUUGAAUCGAAUCGCGAGGCGGCUGAGUUUGAGACGCAUCUGCAGCUGCUCCUGGACGAGCGAGUUGUGGAGGUGGAGACCAGUGGCCGGAUCAAGGUGCAGGACAAUGAAUGCUCGCAUGUCAUUCUGGCCGCACUGGCGCCAUUCCUCUGCCUCUACUACCAACUGGUGGUCACGUUAAGAAAGAUCCCUUUGGAGCUGGAGUUCAGUAACAAGGAGCUGCUCGUGCGCGUCCAGCAGCAUGUGGAGCAGCUCCUGCAGCAACCCGGAGCCCCCGCCUCUCAUGUGCACCCAUAUUGCCUGGCCCUGGACAAUCUGAACAUUGCCAUCUAUGCUCUAAUCCAGAGGGGCUACGUACUGAAGAGCAGGGACUCGGGCCAGAUGAAGAUCGCGUCCACUCCGGGAAAGUGCCUGCGAGAACUGGAAACGCAGCUUCUCGAGUACUGUCAACUAAUGCCAUUUGCUCAAUACUCGACGGCGGCCAACCAGCAGGCCCAGUUCCACAUAGCCAAGUUAUAACUGGCAAACGGAAAGAGGCCGGCGGGGGAGGCGACAAGGGAGAGGGACGCCGAUUCGAGUACCGAUACCCAGUCGGGUCCCAGACAGUGUAGUACAAUUACCAUUUCAUUGCCCAUGCAGUUCAUCCAGUUUGUUGUCGGCCUGCUCAAGAAUUGUCGCAUCAUCUGCAUACUUUUCUUCAUCGUGGUGGUGGCGCCGCUGUGGCAGCUGCUCCACUGGAUCGUCGUAUCCACCCACUCAUUCACGUAGGUUUAUGGGGUGUCUGGUUUGGAUGGGUCGAUUCUAAUAGUAUACCAUUUAUAUUGGCAUAAUUUACAUUCCCCAUUUUCCACAUGCUAUUUAACAGUUUUGGAUAAUGUACAUAGCGAUAGGCAUUUGUUUAAAAGACUAAAUAACGUAUCAAAAUACAAAACAAGAAAACAAAUGCUAGAAUAAGAUUGAACUACAAUUUUGUGACUAGCGAAAUCGAUCCAUCCUUGAGUAUAAAUGUAUCCGAGUGCGUAGAGAAUCUUAAAGCCUAACAACUGAUAUUUUAUGUCCAGUUCGCCAUGAAGCAAAUGAAAUUCAAAAAUGUUGUUUAAACAAGCCGGUUAGUGUUAGAAAUAUAUAUCCCAUAUAUUUUUAGCCGAGGAAUUCAUAGAAAUGUUGCCAAUAAAAAACGCAACAUUGAAAGCACAUUCAAUUUUUUAAACGAAAAUAGUUUAGCACGAUUUCUAAGUCACUUUUCAUAGUUUAGUUGGGUAGUUUAUAUAUAAAUUGUCAAUCUAACUUCGUAGUUUUUUACAAUUCACAAGACAAAAAUGGGUUUUAACUUUUAAAUUUUUUCACUAGAGUGGUAAACGCAUUUUUGUUUAAUUUUAAGUUAUUUUAGUUUUAAGCUGGUGUUAAGUUUGCUUCAGUUUUUGUGUCUUAAGUUGUUACUGCUCAUUAGCCCUGCAUUAUUUUUAAAUAUUCCAUUGUGCCAAUAGAAAAGUCAGCACCACACAAAGAAAAAUAAAUGAAAAACUUGCCCUAGAUAUAUAAACAAAAAUGGUUGAUACAAAAUCUGAUCCCACAAGAGUUUAGUUACGAUUAUUCCUAGACAAAAAACCACAGCACAAAAAUGUCAGAGAAGUGCAAUACAAAUAUUAUGUUAAAAUAUAUUUUUAGAGAUUGUUUCGUUUUAGUUUUCGAUAGAUACUUUUGUAUUUGUAUAGAAUUUAAAACAAGAACAGAAAACCAGUCCUAACUACACCCGCUAAUAAACCAACUAAAAACGAGA